GCCUCGCACGGGACCAAUCUCCACUUCCGUCCCUCUCCCUCCGCUCGUCCCUGCACACAGAAUCCUCCUCCUCUUCCUCCGCGGCGGCGCCGCCGCCGCCGAGUUCUCCAUUGAUCCGGCGAUGGCCGGCAAAUCCAAUCCCGUCUCCAACAAUCAGGAAUAAUUAAGACCCUGUCGUUGUCGGGUCUGAUCGAUUUGGAGAGGAGAUGGACGCCGGUGUGGGUCUCCGGGCGAAGCCCGGCGCCUGGGCCGGACUCGGAAACCCACGCCGCUCUUCCACGGCGAGGGUUCCGGUGAGGUUCGCGGUGGAGAAGUUCGCUCAGCCGUUGGUUUUGGGCUCUGAUCGCCGGAGCUGCGGUGCCAAACUGAAGGUUUCGUGUUCCAGGAAACCGGCAGGUAUUGACAAAACCUAUUACUCUGCUGAUGAAGCUCUUGUUCUAAAGCAAAAAGCAGAGGACGUGGUCCCUUAUUUGAAUGACCGGUGUAUUUACUUAGUUGGAAUGAUGGGUUCUGGCAAAACUACAGUUGGGAAGAUAUUAGCUGAAGUAUUAGGCUAUUCUUUCUUUGACAGCGAUAAGUUGGUUGAGAAGGCAGUUGGCAUAUCAUCUGUUGCUGAAAUCUUUCAGCUCCAUAGUGAAGCAUUCUUCAGAGAUAAUGAGAGUGAGGUACUAAGGGAUUUGUCGUCAAUGCAUCGAUUAGUUGUUGCAACCGGAGGUGGUGCGGUGAUCCGACCAAUCAAUUGGAGUUACAUGAAGAAAGGGUCAACAAUCUGGUUAGAUGUUCCAUUGGAUGCACUUGCAAGACGAAUUGCUGCAGUAGGAACUGCUUCUCGGCCCCUCUUGCAUCAAGAAUCUGGUGAUCCUUAUGCAAAGGCUUAUGCAAAACUGACUGCACUUUUUGAACAAAGAAUGGACUCAUAUGCUAAUGCUGAUGCCAGGGUUUCACUCGAACAUAUUGCAGUGAAACAAGGACAUAGUAAUGUGACGACACUUACACCAAGUGCCAUUGCUAUUGAGGCAUUGCUAAAGAUGGAGAGCUUUCUUACUGAGAAGGCAAUGAUCAGAAACUAACCACUUUUGGGUGGUUAAAAGCACAUCAACAAACAAAAUCUCUUGUUUGUUCUGUUGUAUUUAUCGCAUAUACCUAAGGCGUGUUUCUUAGUAUAGCAUGAACUUGUUAGUCACCCAGUAUGAAGGAGGGUGAUUUGAGUUUGAACUUGUGUAAAUGGAUAAGUAAUAGCUUUCAAUUGAAAGAAAAGUUUGUGUUGUGUUUUGUGCCGA
Oryza sativa Japonica Group (Japanese rice) is the source of this 1280-nucleotide messenger RNA. The record is from RefSeq and is a predicted model, not a curated record. Lineage: Eukaryota; Viridiplantae; Streptophyta; Magnoliopsida; Poales; Poaceae.